Messenger RNA from Nasonia vitripennis (jewel wasp), 2320 nucleotides. RefSeq names its product ATP synthase, H+ transporting, mitochondrial F1 complex, alpha subunit 1 (gene blw). Gene Ontology annotation, biological process: proton motive force-driven ATP synthesis; proton transmembrane transport. Lineage: Eukaryota; Metazoa; Arthropoda; Insecta; Hymenoptera; Pteromalidae. The record is from RefSeq and is marked validated. The transcript is spliced from 8 exons. The coding region runs from base 119 to 1759 and encodes 546 amino acids. Gene Ontology annotation, molecular function: ATP binding; proton-transporting ATP synthase activity, rotational mechanism; ADP binding.
GGGGAGGCCAGGCGCGACUCGGCGGCUCUCCCUCGUUCUUCUGCUGCUCUUCAUCCUCCGACGUUGUCCGGGUUGACGGGCGUGCGUGACUGACUCCGGAAUCGAAAGAAAAACCGCCAUGGCCCUGUUGACCGUUCGUCUUGCUGCCUCGGUAGCGAGACAGCUUCCCAGCACCCAGGUGAGCUGGCCUGCUGCUGUCGUUGCCUCCAGGAAGUACCAUGUAUCCUGCAGUCGCAGAUCUGCUGAGAUCUCCUCUAUCCUGGAGGAGCGCAUCCUCGGCGCUUCCAGCAAGGCCAACCUUGAGGAGACCGGCCGUGUACUCAGCAUUGGUGAUGGUAUUGCCCGUGUCUACGGUCUCAAGAACAUCCAGGCCGAUGAGAUGGUGGAAUUCAGCUCCGGACUGAAGGGUAUGGCCUUGAAUUUGGAGCCCGACAACGUCGGUAUUGUCGUCUUCGGUAACGACAGGCACAUCAAGGAAGGCGAUAUCGUCAAGCGUACCGGUGCCAUCGUCGACGUUCCCGUCGGUAACGAGCUUCUUGGACGUGUCGUUGACGCUCUGGGUAACCCCAUUGACGGCAAGGGACCCCUCAACAACAAGCUGAGGUUCCGUAUUGGUACCAAGGCCCCAGGUAUCAUCCCUAGGGAAUCUGUCCGAGAGCCCAUGCAGACCGGUAUUAAGGCCGUCGACUCUCUGGUGCCAAUUGGUCGUGGUCAGCGUGAGUUGAUCAUUGGUGACAGGCAGACCGGAAAGACAGCUCUGGCUAUCGACACCAUCAUCAACCAGAAGCGUUUCAACGAAGGUGGUGAUGAGAACAAGAAGCUGUACUGUAUCUACGUCGCCGUCGGUCAGAAGCGAUCCACCGUCGCCCAGAUCGUCAAGCGUCUUACAGAUGCUGGUGCCAUCAACUAUUCCAUCAUCGUCUCGGCUACCGCCUCCGAUGCCGCUCCUCUUCAAUACCUUGCCCCCUACUCUGGCUGUGCCAUGGGUGAAUUCUUCAGGGAUAACGGCAAGCACGCCCUCAUCAUCUACGACGACUUGUCCAAGCAGGCCGUGGCCUACCGUCAAAUGUCCCUGCUGCUGAGGCGACCCCCAGGUCGUGAGGCCUACCCCGGUGACGUUUUCUACCUUCACUCCCGUCUUCUUGAGCGUGCCGCCAAGAUGAACAAGUCCCUGGGUGGUGGUUCCCUCACUGCUCUCCCCGUCAUCGAGACCCAGGCUGGUGACGUAUCGGCCUACAUUCCCACCAACGUCAUCUCCAUCACUGACGGACAGAUCUUCUUGGAAACCGAGUUGUUCUACAAGGGUAUCCGACCUGCCAUCAACGUCGGUCUGUCUGUAUCCCGUGUAGGAUCAGCUGCCCAGACCAAGGCCAUGAAACAGGUCGCUGGUUCCAUGAAGCUGGAGUUGGCCCAGUACCGUGAAGUAGCCGCCUUCGCCCAGUUCGGUUCCGACUUGGAUGCCGCCACCCAGCAACUGCUGAACCGUGGUGUUCGUCUUACCGAGCUGUUGAAGCAAGGACAGUACGUGCCCAUGGCUAUCGAAGAGCAGGUAGCCGUCAUCUACUGUGGUGUCCGUGGAUACCUCGACAAGAUGGACCCCGCCAAAAUCACUGCCUUCGAGAAGGAAUUCCUUGCCCACAUCAAAGCCACCCAGCAGGACCUUUUGGCCACCAUCGCGAAGGAGAACAUCAUUAGCGAAGCGUCUGACGCCAAGCUGAAGAAGGUCGUCACCGACUUCUUGAGUUCAUUUGGCGCGUAAAUGUCGAGCGACUCGAAUAAUCAACAUCUGAGACCUCGAUCAUCAUUAGUUGUAACAGCUGCUGCGCCGGCGCUGAAUCCUGUGCAUGAGUAGUAUAUUUUGAAGCUUGGCUGUGAAUAUACUCCACGUGCACGUACUGUAACGUCAUUUACGAGAAUGAAAGGAAAGCAGAGAUUAACUGAAAGACAACAAUUCCACAUUCGAACGAUAAACUCGAUAGUCAUAUACAUAUGUUAAUACGUUACACGUUGGUUCUUUAAUAAAAACAAAGUACCUUUUAUUUCGUAAUUAACCGACAUUUGAAUGUAAACACCCAUCAUUGAAAUCGGAUUACUUUGAUCAUUGCAGAAUGACUAAAAGGAAAGAAGCAAUUGUCUGAAGUAACUUAGAAUAAUAAAACACAAAAACUUCAAUAAAUGUUAAAUUUUUAUCAAAUUGAAAACUAUAGAAUAUCCUUUAUUGAUUUCUGUAUAAACACAUUAGGAUAGUAGGCAUUGCAAAUAAUCCAUUUGAUUAGUUUAAAUUUUUUAAUAAAAUAUCAUAUUACAUUAUAUACAAAUA